AUGGCUUCUCGUUUGAGAAACUUUUCUAGGAUGAACCCUCCUAUGUUCUAUAGGUCAAAGGCGGAUGAAGACCCCCAAGAUUUCCUAGAUGAAGUCUAUAUGAUCUUAUUUACUAUGGGUGUUACUACGAGUGAAAAGGAAGAGUUUGUAAUUUAUGAACUCAAAGAUGUGGCGCAAACAUGGUACACCCAAUUAAGAGAUAAUAGGGUUCUAAGAGGUUGUCCGGUGACAUGGGAGUUCUUCAAGGGAGCUUUCCUUGAUAGGUUAUUUCCUAGAGAGUUCAGAGAAUCUAAGGUGGAAGAAUUCAUUAACCUUUGUCAAGGAUGUAUCAGUGUACUUGAUUACUCCUAUAAGUUUACUAAAUUGUCUAAGUAUGCUUCAUCCUUGGUGUCAAACCCAAGGGAUGAGAUGAGUCAUUUUCCUACAGGAGUGUCCGAUGACUUGGUGGAAGAACGUCAUUCGGCUACCCUUCAUGAUAAUAUGAAUAUCUAUCGUGUAAUGGUUCAUUCUCAACAAGUGGAAGAAAGUAGAAUAAGGAGGAAUGAUAGAGAUUCCAAGAGGGAAAGGUCUUUCGUAGGCGGUUCUUCAAAGUGGAGGUUGAAAGUUCAAGAUAAGCAUAGAUUCAAAAAAAGCUUCUCCAAUCAAAAUCCUUCCAAAUAUCCUAAGGCUCACGACGAUAGGGUGUAUAACCCCAAGUCUCAAAAGUAA
Messenger RNA from Solanum pennellii, 708 nucleotides. RefSeq lists its product as uncharacterized. The transcript has a single exon. Lineage: Eukaryota; Viridiplantae; Streptophyta; Magnoliopsida; Solanales; Solanaceae. Bases 1 to 708 code for a protein of 235 amino acids. The record is from RefSeq and is a predicted model, not a curated record.